Guyanagaster necrorhizus is the source of this 1879-nucleotide messenger RNA. Its product is annotated as acid protease. NCBI's taxonomy places the organism in Eukaryota, Fungi, Basidiomycota, Agaricomycetes, Agaricales, Physalacriaceae. The coding region runs from base 275 to 1753 and encodes 492 amino acids. The transcript is spliced from 8 exons. The record is from RefSeq and is a predicted model, not a curated record. Gene Ontology annotation, biological process: proteolysis. Gene Ontology annotation, molecular function: aspartic-type endopeptidase activity.
AAACGAGAUGGGUAUUCGAUCGGUAUAGAAAGUGUGCGACUGCAGCACCCUCUCGCGAAGAUAACCGCGGCGAGUUCUGUGUUGUACACCGUUGUCCCGACCGUUAUCCCCGGCUUCCUGCACAGCCGGUUCCUGAUGAUCGUCCCUCGUGGCAGGUUGCCAACGUCCGAAUAGUCGUUGAAUACAGACUUUUCUUUCUUUUCUUUUUAUCUCUACUGGGUCAGAGACCCUUUCCUUCUUUGUUUGCCGUCCAGCCAGCGCAGGCGCUCUUUUCAUGCAUUCUCUCCUUUUGUUCUGGCUUUCGAUUACCGCCACGUCAUUUGCUGUGACAAUACCCGCGGAAUACCUACCUUGCUUGGCGACAAAACGUCCUGGCGGGUUCGAACUGCCAAUUUUAAGAAAUAGCAAGCGAAAAAACACGCUUGGCGAACGGGGUGAUGUUAGUGGGUCUGUUGGGCUGGGUGAUAAUUCCGAUCUCUUAUACACCGUUCCUAUCGAGCUUGGAGAUGAUGUUACCGCUGUGAACCUUGACACAGGAUCCAGUGAUCUGUGGGUAAUCACCGACGCAUGUAGCAGUGGAACGUGUUCAUCGGCGACCACAACGCGAUACAAUUCUUCAACGUUAAACUUGACUGGCGUCGAGGUCACCAUGAAUUAUGGCGACUCUACCACCGGAACAUCAGCCUCUGGACCUAUAGCUUUUGAAACGAUCGCAAUUGCUGGUAUCUCCAUGACUGGACAAACAUUUGUCGCUGUCAAUGCUACUACGAAUCCCACCGUCAAAUAUAACGCAGCUGGCAUCUUCGGUUUGGGCUUUCCUAGUGGAAGCAAGGUUCAAGAAGCCGUCGUGGAAGAUAAAUUCGGGGACAUUUCCGACACGGACAAUUUUGUCCUGGCGACUCCUGAUGAUGGACCGUUACUAUCUCGAGUUGCUAUGACAACUUCUCUGCAAGCGCCUAUGUUUACUAUUUCUCUUCAGCGAGAUACUAUUGACAUUGGUGGUGGGAAUGGCACGCUUACUAUUGGCAAGCUGCCCGAUGGCGUUGACAACUCGUCAUUGACUUGGGUACCUGUUAGACUAUACUCUUCUAGUGAAGGAGGACUUACACCGCCUUCGUUUGCUCCAAAUGAAGUGUAUCCUUUCCGCUGGGAAGUAGACUUGGAUGGUGUCUAUCUAGAUGGUCAAAAGAUUGCCGACUCCACCGAAGCGGCUACCGAUGGUGUCAACGAUACUCGUAUAUCUGCCUUGAUCGAUACAGGGAACUCCCUUCUUCGUGGACCCUCGGACGUCGUCAACAACAUUCUUUCAACAGUGUCGUCCUCAUACAAUGCGUCGGAUGCUGACUCUCAAGCAAUCUUACCUUGCGCAACGGCCCAUACGCUCUCAUUUCAGAUCGGUGGCAAGAUGUUCCCCAUAGACCCUAGAGACUUCAUUGGAGAUUUGAGCUCUGGUGAUGCCACCAACUGCGUCGCGGACAACCUUGUCUCCACGGAUCCGCCAAGUCUGGGAUCACUUUACCGCUGGAGCUUGGGGGAUCCGUUCUUUAAAUCGAAUCUGGUAGCGUUCCACUAUGGGAACCUUACCUAUCCUUCGGUUGACCCUCCGCGCGUGGGUUUCCUGUCAACGGUACCCGAUAACGCCGAUAGCCUGCUGCAACAAGCGGUUCAAGAUGCGGAAGCUAAUGGCGGGAACUUCGAAUGUGUGCUUCUGUUUACCCCCGAGUCGUCUAAACUUUCCUCAUCCUAUAGCUAAUAGCUACGAUGGAAUUGGCACCUACCUCUGAGGCCGCAACUGCGAGCCAAGUGACGGUUAGCCUUGUGGAUUUAACAGAAUCAGUCACAGAGACUCAGCUUUCGGCGUCAGAGACUGCUUCUGUUG